GUGGCAUGUCAGAGUGCUUCAUGCAGGAACCUGCAAGACUGACUGGUGUAUACCGACUUCAAGGACGAUUCUUUUCAAGCUGAUCAUUAAUCAAAGCUUGUGGCCGCGGUUUGUGCAACAUUGCUUGGAAAUAUCUUACCUGAUUACUUCUGGUCCCGAUUACACUCAAUGUCGAAAGACUGUACAUCCGAGGAUACAGCGAGUAAGAUAUGAGCAUGGGAUGAGAGUUAUAUUAAAUCCUCCGUGGAACAGAAAUCAAUAAAUACUGCCCUCAACCCACUUUUUUUCUUUCAACUCAAUCAUUUUCCAAAGCCUUCAUCCCAACACAACUUCACCCACUUUAUAUUCACACUAAAUCAUGUCAUCAUCUAUUAAGCCAACUGUUCUCAUUCUCGGCGGAGCAGGAGCCCAAAACGGAGCUGUUACAAAAGUCCUCUCCGCAGCAGGAACAUACAACAUCCACGUCCUAACCCGCUCUCUCACCUCUCCCCACGCAGCCGAAUUAGGUUCCCUUCCCAACGUCAAACUCCUGGAAGGAGAUUGCUACAACGAGGAAGACCUCGUCUCGGCGUUCAAAGAUAUCGAUCUCUGCUUCGUCAACACGAAUGGUUUUGCCGUUGGCGAGAAGAAUGAGAUCUACUGGGGUAUUCGUAUGUAUGAGGUUGCCAGAUGGGCUGGCGUCAAGCACUUUGUCUACGGAGGUCUGCCGUACGUCAGUUUGAAUGGUAGAUUUGAUCCAAAAUCCAGAGUGCCAUUUGUGGAUGGGAAAGGCAAGGUUAAUCAGUAUCUUCAGUCCAUGCCAACAGACCCCAUGGCUUGGACAAUCAUCUCGUCAGGACCAUAUGCUGAGCGUCUCUGGGAAGCCACCAAUGUUCCCGUCAAGGACAAAGAUGGAGUUUACGUCUUUCGCCUACCGCUUGGUCCAACCGGUGCCAUGCCUCUCGUAUCUCUCGAUGAUCUCGCUGAAUAUGUUAAGUGGGCAUUCGAGCACCCUGAUCGCUCGCAGACGGCAGCAGCUUUUGAGGCUGUCACUGGGAAGAAAGCGAUAUAUGAAGAUGUUCCAUUGGAUGCAGUUAUGGCGAUGAUGCCCAAGGGGAAGAUUGGUCUGAAGGGCUCACCUGGGUACGACGAUCCGACUUUGUGGACUGCGGCCGAGCACUUUGGUCCUUGGUGGGGGAUAUUUCAGCAGAGUGGUGGCAAUACUGGUUUGUGGGCUAGAGACUAUAAGCUUCUGGAUGAGAUCAUGCCCAAUAGGAUUAAGACGGUGGAAGAGUGGAUGAGGAAGGUUAAAUAUGAUGGGAAGACGAAGCCUAUCUUGAAAACUGGUUUGAACUAG
Mollisia scopiformis is the source of this 1336-nucleotide messenger RNA. Its product is annotated as NAD(P)-binding protein. NCBI's taxonomy places the organism in Eukaryota, Fungi, Ascomycota, Leotiomycetes, Helotiales, Mollisiaceae. The coding region runs from base 359 to 1336 and encodes 325 amino acids. The transcript is spliced from 3 exons. The record is from RefSeq and is a predicted model, not a curated record.